Myotis brandtii (Brandt's bat) is the source of this 3286-nucleotide messenger RNA. It is a transcript of the gene ALDH1B1, whose product is annotated as aldehyde dehydrogenase 1 family, member B1. The transcript has 7 exons. The coding region runs from base 799 to 2472 and encodes 557 amino acids. NCBI's taxonomy places the organism in Eukaryota, Metazoa, Chordata, Mammalia, Chiroptera, Vespertilionidae. The record is from RefSeq and is a predicted model, not a curated record. Gene Ontology annotation, molecular function: aldehyde dehydrogenase (NAD+) activity.
AGACGAGAGGUAGCCAUCCUGAGCCCGCAACGCUCGGAGACCAAACCCGUCCGCCUCCCCGGGGACCCGCGCGCUGUGUACCCCAGGCGUCCCCACUGUUGGAUGGAGAAACUGAGGCCCAGAGAAAGUCACCCAGGUCCAUCUAUGCUGUUGCAAAAGGCAAAGACCGUGUCUCUUAAGCCGAGAAAGCAGAACGAGAAUCUUCCCUGUCCUCCUAGCAUCCAGAUGGGGCUCCAGGAGGGUUGUGGCGCCCAGGCAGCCUCUUCCACGCAAGUCCCAGUCAUGCUGACAUGCAAGCCUGUCUGCAGUGUCGCUGAGCCAGCUGUUGUUCCCUCCACCCAGGUGCAUGCCCUUGAAUCUGGACUAGGCCACAUGACUUCACGUGGUCAACAGAAUAAGGUGGAAGGGAUGACUUGACAGGUCUGAGCCCAGGCCUCAAGAUACUUUGCAUGUCUCCUUUUGCACGCUUGGGCCUCUGCCAUGAGCAAGACAUGCCCGGGCUGGCCUGGCGCUACCAGAAGGAAGAUGAGACUCGUGGAUAAGAGCCAAACCACCUCAGCCCAAACCAGCCAACAUCCAGCUGACCCCAGAUGCGCUAGGAACUCCUCCCAAGCCGGAACCUCCUCCUACUCAGAUCUCACCUAAUCUGGAGCCCUUACAGCAAACCCUGAUGCUUGCUCUUGCCGGUCCAGAUCUGCACACCAGCGCCACGUGUUUCAGAUAUCUCAGCAUGUGAUACAGUUUCUCAUCAGGCUACGGAAAUGUUCUCCCAAACCACCAAACCGAGCGGUCUGCAACAUGGAGCUGAAAAUAAAGCAGCAGAAAGACAGUGGUGUUGUUGUGAAGAAGCGGUCAGGAACGACCUGGGAGGCAGAGAUGACAGUGGAAUGCCAGGCCUUGGCCACAAGAGUAGUCAGCAUGCUGCGCUUCCUGGUGCCCCGGCUGCUUUGCCUCCGAGGCAGGACUGCCCCGUACUCCUCAGCAGCAGCCCUUCCAAGCCCCAUCCAGAACCCAGACAUUCGCUACAACCAGCUAUUCAUCAACAACGAGUGGCAAGAUGCAGUCAGCAAGAAGACCUUCCCAACAGUCAACCCCUCUACGGGAGAGGUCAUCGGCCAUGUGGCCGAAGGGGACCGAGCCGAUGUGGAUCGGGCAGUGAAAGCAGCUCGCGAGGCCUUCCGCCUGGGGUCUCCAUGGCGCCGGAUGGAUGCCUCUGAGCGGGGCCGGCUGCUGAACCGCCUGGCUGACCUAGUGGAGCGGGAUCGUGUCUACUUGGCCUCACUGGAGACCUUGGACAACGGGAAGCCUUUCCAGGAGUCUUAUGUCUUGGACCUGGAUGAGGUCAUCAAGGUGUACCGGUACUUUGCUGGCUGGGCUGACAAGUGGCACGGCAAGACCAUCCCCAUGGACGGUGAGCAUUUCUGCUUCACCCGGCAUGAGCCCGUGGGUGUCUGUGGCCAGAUAAUCCCGUGGAACUUCCCCUUGGUCAUGCAGGGCUGGAAACUCGCCCCGGCACUCGCCACUGGUAACACCGUGGUCAUGAAGGUUGCAGAGCAGACCCCCCUUUCUGCCCUGUACUUGGCCUCGCUCAUCAAGGAGGCAGGCUUCCCCCCGGGGGUGGUGAACAUCAUCACAGGCUAUGGCCCAACAGCAGGAGCGGCCGUGGCCCAGCACAUGGAUAUUGACAAAGUUGCUUUUACUGGCUCAACCGAGGUGGGCCACCUGAUCCAGAAGGCAGCUGGAGAUUCCAACCUCAAGAGAGUCACCUUAGAGCUGGGCGGGAAGAGCCCCAGCAUCGUGUUGGCGGACGCUGACCUGGGCCACGCCGUGGAGCAGUGCCACGAAGCCCUCUUCUUCAACAUGGGCCAGUGCUGCUGUGCAGGGUCCCGGACCUUCGUUGAAGAAUCCAUCUAUGAUGAGUUUCUCGAGAGAACAGUGGAGAAAGCGAAGCAGAGGAAAGUUGGGAACCCCUUUGAGCUGGACACCCAGCAGGGGCCCCAGGUGGACAAGGAGCAGUUUGAGCGAAUCCUGGGCUACAUCCGGGUUGGCCAGAAGGAGGGGGCAAAACUUCUCUGCGGUGGGGAGCGUUUUGGGGAGCGGGGUUUCUUCAUCAAGCCCACAGUCUUUGGUGGCGUGCAAGAUGACAUGAGGAUUGCCAAGGAGGAGAUCUUUGGGCCUGUGCAGCCCCUGUUCAAGUUCAAGAAAAUUGAGGAGGUGAUUGAGAGGGCCAACAACACCAGGUACGGCUUGGCUGCCGCUGUGUUCACACGGGACCUGGACAAGGCCAUGUACUUCACACAGGCACUCCAAGCCGGGACGGUGUGGGUAAACACCUACAACAUUGUCACGUGCCACACGCCGUUUGGAGGCUUUAAGGAGUCCGGUAAUGGGAGGGAGCUGGGGGAGGACGGGCUUAAGGCCUACACAGAGGUGAAGACAGUCACCAUCAAGGUUCCACAGAAGAAUUCGUAAGAACGUCCACCCUGAAGACCCAGCUCCAGUCCAAGAAUUCCACAACCAUCUACCCAGUGAUCGCCAACAACUUUUUUUGUCAUGGACCCCCUCUAUUUGCUCCAAAUGAACAUUUAGAACCUCAACAAAUGAAAUAAUUAGAAUCAGAGCUGCUCUGGUUAAAGCAGGGAUGGGACUGGGCUCAGAGUCCUGUCCACCUGCGCCCCAACCCCAGCCGCCUUGGAGGCCCUGUGUUGCUUCCAUGAAACCGUAAGAACCCCUGGAAGAUAGAAAAACUAAAAACCACUGAUCUGGACCUUAGUUCUUCCUGCUGACCCAGGGCUUUCUAAUGGUUAACCUGCAGGUUUAGUGGGUGGGCUCACCUCAGACAUGGGAUUAGAAGGCAUUGGGAGUUUUGAUAGGUGUCAGAUUUUGGCUCCAUUCUUCAUUGGCUUAACCUAAAAAUAAAGGGUGCUUUUCCUUUUCUAAGUACCAGUUUUUUACUAUUUUGCUUGCUUGGCCUUCAUUUUCCUUAAUUUGAGGGAAGGAACGGGCAAAGAAUGAAUGUACAUAAGCGUUCCUUUAAAAUAAGUGAAAACAACCCAAAUGUCCAUCAGCUACUGAGUGAAUAAGCAAAAUGUUUCCAUGGAAUAGUCCUUGUACUUUUCAGCCAUAAAAAGGAAUGAAGUACUGGCACACGCUGCAGCAUGGAUGAACCUUGAAAACAUUAUGCUGAGUGAAAGGACAGACAUCCAAGGCCACAUAGAGUAUGUUGCCAUUUAUAUGAAAUACCCAGAAUAGGCAAAUCCAUAGAGACAGAAAGUAGUUUGGUGGU